Messenger RNA from Tuber aestivum (summer truffle), 2892 nucleotides. NCBI's taxonomy places the organism in Eukaryota, Fungi, Ascomycota, Pezizomycetes, Pezizales, Tuberaceae. The record is from the annotation of a GenBank genome assembly.
AUGGGUGCAGAGCUAUUCAAGCUGCUGUGGCAGGGAGAGAAUAAGCAUAGUGGGUUCUUUAGGAUGUAUUUUUCGUUGCGGGGCACUGGAUCUCGUAGGCUUCUCGAGGUGAGUCCUCCUUGAUCUCUUGGUUCUUUGGCGUAUAUUCAUUAAUAUGAUAUCUACUAGUUUCAAUAGGUUUCAGAGUCGCCACGUGACAACUCCUCGCUUACAUUCUCCCAGAAGGGGCUCCUAGCAUGCUACCGUCGGCUCAGAUCACAGGUUCUCCUGGACAGACUGGCUGGUGAAGGUCAAGCCCGAUGAAUUCCUGACCGUUGAAUUCGUCGAGGGAUGGCUCCCGCUGUAGGUAUUUCUCGCAUCCGCCAGCCCACUCGUUAUAAGCAGCUUUGGUGUCUGUGUGGAUAUUUUAUGGUCCGGAAAGGGUGUUCUUUUCUGCGUUUUUAUUUGGCGGACUCCUUUUGGCUGUCCAAGGUGUAAUAGUGGGCAUAUUAUCUUUAUUGAACCUCAUUACAUAGUUUCACAGCCUCCGCCGCCUGAAAUUUCCUUCAAUCAUUGGAAAUGAUCGCGUUGUCGGGUUGUCGAUUUUGGAUGCGUGCCCUUAUGGUAAUUAUUACGUGCUCACACGAUCAUUGAAUGCAGAGUAUAAAUUCGCUCGCACCCCCAUGUGGUCCCAGUGCUUCGUGGGCAAACAUCUAGGCCAAAAAUACAUAUUCGAAAAGAGGUGGCAAUGGAUGGCAAGCCGAUAACCAAAGAGGUGGAUAGUAUGGCGGGACGAGAGGUUGAGUUGGUGAUUUCCGAAGAUAAUACUGCCACGUUUAACCUCACUCAAAGAGUGUCGUCUUGGUGGCGGAGGCGAAGGAAGAUCCAGAAUUUGAAUGGGAGGAUAUUUGUUUCGGGGUUCGGGUUAUUCGCCGAUGGGUACUUGAGCGGGGUGGGUUCUGCCACUCGGAUGUUCUGGAUCCGGACAAAUGAGCUGACAUCUUAGAUUAUUGGUGUUGUCAAUAUCCUUAUGCGGAGGGCGUGGCCGAAGGAAUACACGCCGGAGAGGCAACGACUCUUAACUUCGGUACCCCGCUUGCUCCUAUGAAGCGGCGAUCACUGACAAUGCCUAGAUUACGUUCGCCGGUAUUGUCAUCGGACAGCUCGGUUUUGGCUGGUAUGUGGAUAGAUUCGGUCGGCGCAAUGGCAUGAAGGCAUCGGGAAUCAUAAUCAUUGUUUCUUCCCUGUUGACUGCCAUCCCAUUUCCCGGACCCAUCCCCCGGAUAAUCGAUCUCCUGGCCACAUGCCGCUUUUUCACCGGUGUGGGAAUUGGUGGAGAGUAUCCAUCGGGCAGCGUAGCCUGUGCCGAAGCGGCAGCACUCCGCCCGGAAGGGACAAGAAACCGCUGGUUCAUUUUCUGCACAAAUAUUAUGAUUCUAGGGGUACGUCAUAACCCUAACAACUAAGUGGAGGGGCGCCUAUCAUGUUAAUCACUGCAAUAGGGCUUCUUUGCAGCAAACAUGAUUCCAACCGCAGUUGUGGCGCUGACCGGUGAGCAUACACCAGACCAAUGCUCUAACGCCUUCCACAUCCUCUUCGGCAUUGGCACCACCUUUGCUAUCAUAGUAUUCACGUUCCGUCGCUUCGUCGAUGAAGGAGAGCAAUACGAACAGGCUCGGAAGGACAGGGUGGAGAUAUCGUACAAGACAGUCAUAAGUUACUACUGGCAGAGCCUGGCGGUGGAGAGCUUUAUAUGGUUUCUCUGGAACGUCACCUCGUUCUCGUACACUAUAUUCGCGCCGCGGUUGAUUGAAAUGAUUGGCACGCCGGGACAGAGCCUGGUGCAGGUCUUUGGCUAUACCGCUUGCAUCAUGAUGUUCCAUUUUCCGGGUGCGGUGGGCGGGGCGUAUCUCAGUGACAGGCUGGGCCCCAGAGUAAUGUUGGUCUUAGGAUGUUUUUGCCAGACACUGAUGGCGGCGCUGCUCGCCGCGUUGUGGGCGAAGGUUGAGAUUCCGGCUCCGGCGUUUAUAAUCAUUUUCGGGUACCACCCACCGUCUCCUUGCAUCUAUUAGGUAACCUCUAUAUACAGUACUAACAUAUUAGUUUCUUCGCCAUGUUCGGCGAAGCAGGAGCGGGGAAUAACAUCGGACUCAUAGUCUCACAAUCUGCGGCAACUCCCGUCCGCGGAAAGUUCUAUGGCGUCGCAGCGGCAUGGGGAAAGGUCGGGGGGUUCAUUGGCACUCAUUCCUUCAUUCACCUUAUCGAUUCCUUCGGCGGCGAGGAAUCCAAGUGGGGCAUAUCGGGCCCAUUCUUUGUUUGCGGUGGGAUUGCAUUGUUGACGAGCUGCGUGGGUUGGUGGGGAUUGAGGAAUGUUAAGCUUGACCAGAAAAGUUUGGAUAACAGGGAUCGGGAGUUCGCGGCGUUUUUAGAGGGGAAGUGAGGGUGGGGUAGUUGUUUCACUCAGGGUUUUAUUUUCUGUGACGUUUGCUGUAGUUUAUGGGGUUAAGUGUUACUGUGCAUGCCUUGAGAUAGGCUAGGGUCGCUUUGGAUACGACUGUUACGUUCAGUUCCUCCAUACGAUGACCGUUCGCCUUCCAUUCCUGAAUAGCUGAACCGAGAUGUUUUUUUUUUUUCGGGAAAAGCUAAAGCGUGGCCAGCGUCCUGUCCUGUUCAGCAAUUUGUCAAACUAUUUCAAAAGAGGCCUGCUUGGCAAUUGAAAUAUACGAAAAUAUUUACCCACGUACCGUACAUGUAUACAAACAGCCCUCCUCACAAUCUUCAGCAUAUACAAAGGUACUAUUAGCAGUUACUUGUACUAGAUCAAGUUCCUUGAUCCGCUAUGAAUUAUACGGGUGAAAUAUAAGGCCCAACCAGGGCAAGAGUCCGAAUGGCUACUAUUUAUUGUUUAGUACA